GUAACCACUGUUACGCCUGGAUAGGUCCAGAACCGAGGAUUUUCGUAAUGGAACCAGAACUCAUAAAGGAAAUAGUAACCAACAACACCAUCUUCAAAAAACCAAAACCAGCCCCACUUGUCCAGCUUCUUGUUAGUGGCAUCUCAAGCUAUGAGGACGAGAAAUGGGCUAAGCACAGAAAAAUUAUUAACACUGCAUUCUACGCCGAGAAAUUGAAGUGUAUGCUGCCAGCAAUGCAUACCAGCUGUGAGGAUAUGAUCAACAAGUGGGAAAUUCUUCUCUCCGAAAAUAAAUCCUACGAAUUGGACGUGCAUCCAUAUUUUGAAGAUUUAACAAGUGAUGUGAUUUCAAGAACAGCAUUUGGCAGUAGUUAUGCAGAAGGAACAAGAAUAUUUCAUCUUCAAAAAGAACUAGCUGAACUCACACGCCAAGCUUUCCAGUCGGUUUACAUUCCUGGGUGGAGGUAUUUACCAACAAGAACAAAUAGAAGAAUGAAAGCCAUUGACAAUGAACUUAGAGAUAUUUUAAGGAAGAUUGUGAGCAAGAGAGAAAGAGCAAUGAAGGUGGGAGAAGCAAGUGAUGAGGAGGACUUGUUGGGUAUUUUACUGAAGUCCAAUUUGAAGGAAAUUCAAGAAGGUGGAAGAAAGUUUGGUAUGACAACUGAUGAGGUGAUAGAAGAAUGCAAAAUCUUCUAUUUUGCUGGCCAAGAGAGCUCUUCAAAUUUACUCAUUUGGACUAUGGUUUUAUUAAGUAUGCACCAAAAUUGGCAAGCUCGCGCAAGAGAAGAGGUUCAGCAAGUCUUCCAAAACAAUAAACCAGAUUUUGAAGGGUUAAGCCGUCUCAAAAUUGUGACUAUGAUCCUGAAUGAGGUUCUAAGGUUGUAUCCACCUGCACCAUAUUUCGUACGAAAAGCAUACAAAGAGACAAAGCUAGGAAAUAUGAGUAUCCCUCCUGAAGUGAUCCUGGUAAUACCAACAAUAUUUGUUCAUCAUAAUCCAGAAUUAUGGGGUGAUGAUGUUAAGGAAUUCAAACCAGAGAGAUUUGCUGAGGGAAUUGCAACAGCGACAAAGAACAGACUUUGUUUCUUGCCUUUCAGUUGGGGUCCUCGUAUUUGCAUUGGUAACAAUUUUGCAAUUAUGGAAACUAAGAUUGCCUUAGCAAUGAUCCUUCAACGUUUUGCUUUCCAGCUUUCUCCAUCAUACACUCAUGCCCCUACUUAUGUCGUCACUCUUCGACCUCAGUGUGGUGCUCACUUAAUCUUGCAAAAAUUAUAGUCCUUAAUCUGGAUUUUGCCAUUAUUUAGUGCCUAAUAAUAUUUCUUUAUCACUAUUUUCCAUCUUUCAUGUUGUAAUCUUCAUUUCGUUUCUUUUUCUUUGUUUAUUUAUUUAUCUUUGUUUUUGGGAUGUCUUUUUUUGCCGUCCAGUUUGUAAACGAUCUCCUGAGCUGUGUUUACUAUUAUUCGUUCUUUUUGGCCUCCUAACUA
This is a messenger RNA of Nicotiana tabacum (common tobacco), 1483 nucleotides long. The record is from RefSeq and is a predicted model, not a curated record. Lineage: Eukaryota; Viridiplantae; Streptophyta; Magnoliopsida; Solanales; Solanaceae.